This is a messenger RNA of Cicer arietinum (chickpea), 1191 nucleotides long. RefSeq lists its product as uncharacterized. Lineage: Eukaryota; Viridiplantae; Streptophyta; Magnoliopsida; Fabales; Fabaceae. The record is from RefSeq and is a predicted model, not a curated record.
UUCAGAAAUUAAACUGACUCUGGUUAAUUUGAAUUCAUCUAAUAAAACAAAACUAUUUCCUUUUUUUUUUUUGGUCAGGUUAUCUUUCCUACUUACUUAUAUUGGCUAUUGGUUAAUUUCUUCAAAUUUUCCCUUGAAGCACAUUCUGAGCUUUCUGAGCUAACUACUACAUUCCUUUCAUCCUUCACACACAAAAGGCCCGUCACCUACCUAAAAAGGAAAAAAUGUGGCGCAACAUAGGCAUGAAUCAAUAACAUUGCUAUAAAUACCAUGCAAAGUGAAAUUAUAUUUCAUUCAUUAUUACACAAACACAAUAGAUUCAAGCAAAACUUAAGCUUUUCACAAUGGCUUUCUGGUUUAUACUCCUCCUUACACUCUUUGCAGUUGGUGAAUCUCAAUCCACCACUACAUUUAACCAAACUGACCUGCAGACAGCCAUGUCCGACAUGCGAAGUCGGUCUUAUUAUGGAUUUGUCAUCCUCCUCAAAAUCCUCAACAGCCAGCCCAACUCGCUGCAAAACAAUGAUCUCACAUUCCUAAUGCCAAAUGAUGAAGAUUUAUCUAAAUUCUCAAUAAGCACAGAUGAGCUCCAUGAUUUCCUACUUAGCCAUUCUAUUCCAACACCAUUACUGCUCAAUCAUCUAUUGCAUUUUCCAAAUGGCUCAGUAGUUCCCUCUGGCCUUCCAAACAAGGUGAUCAGCAUCACCAACAGUGGAAGAUCAGGCUUGUUUGUCAACAAUGCAAAGAUUGUCACACCAAAUGUGUGCCAAAGCUCUCUAAUAAGGUGCCAUGGAAUCAGUGCUGCUUUGACAUUUGACAGCAUUGUUCAUUUUAGCAGAGUUCCAGAACCUAAGAAUCCCUCAAAGAACAGUAAUGAGACAAACUCAGCCCCAUCUAUUCAAAAAAUGAGUAUCACACCCUUCAAUUGAGACAAGAAAAGUAAUUGUUAUUAAGAUGUAAUGUAAUGCGGUUUUAUGAAAUAACAAGAUGACCCUUUAACUUUGUCUCCACGUAAAAUCUAUUUAGCUUUCUCUAGACGUAGGGAUGGUUCAACACACAUAGGACAUAUAAAAUAAGACUAGUAUAAAUAUACUGAAUAAAUAAUUGGACUCCACAAAUUAAGCAACAAUUAAUAAUUUGUCAACGAAGCAUAUUCAUACAUACACUGCAUAGAACAACCCUUGUUUCAAA